AGGGGUGCCCUAUGGACAAAACUUUUGAAAGGGGUCAUCCGUAUAACCGGGAGUUGCUCUCACCAAUCAACCCAGGAUCUCGGCCGUAGUUCGGUACCCCAAACUUUACCGACCUAUUUAUCCCGCAUCCUGGUAAUAUCUUGAACGGGGUCCCCAUAGUCUUUACUCUAGCGCGUGGGCCGAUGCUAUCAUGCAGUAACCAUCGUACGUCGCUUUUCCGGGGUAUGUAGAAUAGCCUAGCCUAUCCCCAUGUCCCAUUUACCGGUGUGUUCAUGGCCUUAUUUAUAUCGGGACGUCCCCCCAGGCACCGCCGAUGCACCGCUAUCGUCUAACCCGUGUGCUGGUGGGCUGGAUUGCUACGUUGAUCUCGAGACUUCUUCUCUGCGCGACAGUUUUGUUUUCAUCCGAGAAAUCGAGGUCGACUUAUGCAAUAAUAGUGCCCUUUAGAAACAUCCGUAUUCGGUCACGAUGGUUGCGGGAGGCGACUCGGGCUUCGCCGCGUACAAUGUGGCCCUCAAACGCCGCCAGGAGAUGAUGGGCGCGUCCGGUCCCAUGGCCCUAGUAAAAAACUUCAAAGUUUUUAGGAUCGCCUUGUUCGCUUGUAUCGGUGGUAUCCUGUACGGUUACAAUCAGGGCAUGUUCUCGGGCCUUCUCGCCAUGCCUUCCUUCAAGUCUCAUAUGGGCGAGUAUGACCCGUUUGACGACUCGGCAGAUCAGACGAAGAAGGGGUGGCUUACAGCUAUCCUCGAGCUCGGAGCUUGGAUUGGCGCGCUGCUAUCCGGGUUCAUCGCCGAAGCCAUCUCCCGCAAAUAUGGCGUCCUGGUAGCGGUAACAGUCUUCGUCAUUGGGGUCGUCAUCCAGGCGACGGCGCAGUCCGGUGGGCCUAACGUUAUUCUCGGAGGCCGCUUCGUUACGGGUAUGGGCGUCGGUUCCUUGGCCACGAUCGUGCCCAUAUACAACUCCGAGGUCGCACCCCCCGAGAUUCGAGGCGCGCUCGUUGCUCUCCAGCAGCUCGCAAUCACAUUUGGUAUCAUGGUAAGCUUCUGGAUAGACUACGGUACCAACUAUAUCGGCGGCACAACUCUCGGCCUCCAAACAGAUGCUGCGUGGCUCGUUCCUAUCUGCCUGCAGCUUUUCCCUGCUGUGAUCCUCUUUGUAGGAAUGAUCUUCAUGCCCUUCUCCCCGCGUUGGCUAGUUCACCACGGCCGCGAGGACGAAGCACGCAAAAUCCUAGCCAGCCUCCGUGGCCUAGCUGCUGACCACGAACUUGUCGAACUUGAAUUCCUCGAAAUCAAAGCCCAGUCGCAGUUCGAAAAGCGAACCGUAGCUGAGCACUUCCCUCACCUGAGCGAGCUAACAGCGUGGAAUACCUUUAAGCUUCAAUUUGUGGCCAUUAAGUCUCUGUUCCAGACGAAAGCGAUGAUCAAGCGCGUUGUCGUUGCCACCGUUACAAUGUUCUUCCAGCAGUGGACGGGUAUCAACGCCGUCCUGUAUUAUGCACCCAGUAUAUUCACUUCUCUUGGCAUGAGCAAUACCACUACGAGCCUGUUGGCUACCGGCGUCGUCGGUAUCGCCAUGUUCGUAUUCACCGUGCCCGCCGUACUCUAUAUCGACCGCGUCGGGAGGAAGCCCAUACUGACUAUCGGUGCUAUCGGGAUGGCUACCUGCCAUAUCAUCAUAGCCGUGAUCGUCGCAAAGAACGCAAACCAGUGGGCUAGCCAACCUGCGGCCGGCUGGGCUGCUGCUGCCAUGGUCUGGCUCUUUGUAAUCCAUUUCGGUUACUCCUGGGGUCCUUGCGCGUGGAUUAUCGUGGCCGAAAUCUGGCCGCUCAGCUCUCGGCCCUACGGAACUGCUCUUGGCGCUUCGAGCAACUGGAUGAACAAUUUUAUUGUCGGUCAGGUCACGCCAAUUAUGCUUAAUAAGAUUGGCUAUGGUACCUACGUCCUCUUUGGUCUUUUAACAUUUAUGGGAGCCGGGUUUAUCUGGUUCUUCGUGCCCGAGACUAAACGGCUAACCCUUGAAGAGAUGGACGUCGUAUUCGGUUCUGAAGGCACAGCACAGGCUGACUUUGAACGCAUGGAGGAAAUCAACAGAGAGAUCGGACUGACCGCGAUGCUUAAUGACCUAGUCGGCACUUCUAGCAGCGGCGACGUGGUAGACGAAAGAAAGCAUAAGCUCGAAGAUAAUUAGGUUGUCCGAGCUACCUUCGGGGUGGUUUUAGAGAAAUCUGAGUGCUUAGGUGUACAUGUUGGAAUUAUUAGCAUUCGGUGAGCUUUGAUGCAAAAAUGAUUAAAUAGUUAAAAACUCGACUCUAGCGAAGUAGCUUAGGUAGUUAUAUAAUAAUGUAUUGUUACAAAA
Messenger RNA from Daldinia decipiens, 2358 nucleotides. RefSeq names its product general substrate transporter. The record is from RefSeq and is a predicted model, not a curated record. Lineage: Eukaryota; Fungi; Ascomycota; Sordariomycetes; Xylariales; Hypoxylaceae. The coding region runs from base 469 to 2190 and encodes 573 amino acids. Gene Ontology annotation, biological process: carbohydrate transport; transmembrane transport. Gene Ontology annotation, molecular function: carbohydrate:proton symporter activity. The transcript has 5 exons. Gene Ontology annotation, cellular component: membrane.